AUGGCCAACCUCAACUGCCCCAAGUGCCAGUUCGACCAGAACCUGCCCAACUCAGCCUUCUGCUCCCGCUGUGGCGGCCCCAUGGGCCAGACCCCGGGCUACCAGGCGCCGCCGCCGGUCGCGCAGGCCGUGCCGGUCCCGCAAGGCCAGUACCAGGGCCAGCCGCAGUACUACGCACAGGGCGUCCCGGUUCAGCAGGCGCGCCCCGACUACGUCGUCGUCCAGCCGGCCAUGGUCGGCCAAGUCGUCGUGAUGCCCGGCCAGAUGCUCACGGUCGAUGGCUACUGCGCCCACGCCGUGCAGUCGAAUGAAUUUACGCUCUGCGGUAUCGUGCUCGGCAUCCUCUUCUUCCCCGCCGGUAUCCUCUGCUGCCUCUUGCUCACGGAACGCAAGUGCGUCCAUUGCGGCGCCGUCCUCAGCUAA
This is a messenger RNA of Saprolegnia diclina VS20, 423 nucleotides long. RefSeq lists its product as hypothetical. Lineage: Eukaryota; Oomycota; Saprolegniomycetes; Saprolegniales; Saprolegniaceae. Bases 1 to 423 code for a protein of 140 amino acids. The record is from RefSeq and is a predicted model, not a curated record. The transcript is spliced from 3 exons.